Messenger RNA from Paramecium octaurelia, 301 nucleotides. The record is from the annotation of a GenBank genome assembly. Lineage: Eukaryota; Ciliophora; Oligohymenophorea; Peniculida; Parameciidae.
AUGUAAUUUAUAGAAUUCUUAAUUUCAUAACUUUUCCCUAAACCUCCAUUCAAAAAUUCUAUUCGCCCAAAUCGUAUCAAAAAGGGUAAUCCCAAUCAAUCCAAUAUUCUUAGAAUAAGAAAUUUGUCAAUCCCUAGAACUGAAUUGGAUCUCAAACUCCAAUGUAGAUAUUAUACAAUUCGAUUCACAAGGAUGCAGAACCCAAAUCAAAUUAAAUGAGUUAUACCCCUUCUCCCAACCUCAAUUNUACAUUAAAUAAAUACAUAAUAUUAAUUAAUUAGAGAGUAUUUUAUAUCAUUGA